Molecule: messenger RNA, 3952 nt
Organism: Passer domesticus (house sparrow)
Lineage: Eukaryota; Metazoa; Chordata; Aves; Passeriformes; Passeridae
Gene: KLHL4
Product: kelch like family member 4
Exons: 12
Coding region: 189-2369 (726 amino acids)
Molecular function (GO): protein binding
Source: RefSeq, a predicted model, not a curated record
AGAAAUCAAGAGCAGGAUGGGAAAGGCUGUUUACACAGGCACUUAGCCAGGAAACUGUGCUUGCCACAGAUCCCGUCAUUCAGGGAGCACAUCUCCGAUUUCCCUGAGCUCCCUCCCUCUCUUCUCCUAGCCCUGAAUUAUAUGGAGAAACCCAUCCGUAGGUGAGAAAACACAGCCAGUCCUGCACCAUGCACUCAAACGCUGCCUCUCCUUUAGUCUCUGGAAAGAAAGAGUUUGACGUGAAGCAGAUCCUGAGGCUCCGCUGGAGGUGGUUCAGCCACCCCUCGCAGGGCUCCGCCGGCUCCGGGGGCUGCCACCAGCAGGAAGGCUACGAGCACAGGGGCACCCCGGUGCAGAGCAGGCUGAAGAGCCACUCUCGGGACAGAAAUGGGCUGAAGAAGAACAGCAGCCCCGUGCACCACAACAUCCUGGCCCCCGUGCCCGGGCCAACGCCGGGGCACCACCGCUCCAUCCACAGCUGGCACCAGCAGAGCCUCAUCGAGCAGCUGCGCCCCAGCCAGGAGAGCCCCAAAGCCAGCACCGAGCAGAACUCCGGCAAAGAAGAGUCAAGUAAAGCCACACAGGAGCUGCAGAUGAUCACAGAGCAAAAUGCAGAUGAAUCUGCAGAGAGGCUGUCCAACACCAGCAGCUCUCUCGGGAUGAGCACCAAUGGCUCUGAUGAGUUUUUCCAGUCCACGAACCACGCGGAGCAAACCUUCCGCAAGAUGGAGAAUUACCUGCAGCAGAAGCAGCUCUGCGACGUGCUGCUGAUCGCGGGCGACCAGAAGAUCCCAGCCCACAGGCUGGUGCUCAGUGCAGUCUCUGAUUACUUUGCUGCCAUGUUCACCAACGACGUGCUGGAAGCCAAGCAGGAGGAGAUCAAGAUGGAGGGAGUGGAUCCCGAGGCGCUGAAGGCUCUGGUGCGCUACGCCUACACAGGUAUCCUCGAGUUGAAGGAAGACACAAUAGAGAGUUUGCUGGCUGCUGCAUGCCUUCUGCAGCUCUCCCAGGUCAUUGAGGUGUGCUGCAACUUCCUCAUGAAGCAGCUGCACCCUUCCAACUGCCUGGGGAUCCGCUCCUUCGGGGACGCCCAGGGCUGCACCGAGCUCCUCAAGGUGGCCCACACCUACACCAUGGAACACUUCAUAGAAGUAAUAAAAAACCAGGAAUUUCUUUUGCUCCCAGCUAAUGAAAUUGCCAAGCUCUUGUCUAGCGACGACAUCAACGUGCCGGACGAGGAGGCAAUUUUCCAGGCCCUGAUGAUGUGGGUGAGGCACGACCUGCAAACCCGACAGCAGGACCUGGGGAUGCUCCUCUCCUACAUCAGACUGCCCCUGCUGCCCCCCCAGCUACUGGCUGAUCUAGAAAACAGCCCAAUGUUUGCAGACGACCUUGAGUGCCAGAAGCUUCUCAUGGAGGCCAUGAAGUACCACUUGCUGCCAGAGCGACGCUCCAUGAUGCAGAGCCCCCGAACCAAGCCCAGGAAAUCCACAGUGGGUGCCCUUUAUGCUGUGGGGGGCAUGGAUGCCACUAAAGGCACCACCACAAUUGAGAAAUACGACCUGAGGACCAACAGCUGGAUCCAGAUUGGGACCAUGAACGGGCGGCGGCUGCAGUUUGGGGUUGCAGUGAUUGACAACAAGCUCUACAUUGUAGGGGGCAGGGAUGGCCUCAAGACCUCCAACAUCGUGGAGUGCUUCAACCCCGUCACCAAGGCCUGGACCGUGAUGCCCCCGAUGUCAACACACAGGCACGGCCUGGGAGUAGCAAUGCUUGAAGGACCGAUGUAUGCAGUUGGUGGCCACGAUGGCUGGAGUUACCUGAACACAGUGGAGCGCUGGGACCCGCAGGCACGGCAGUGGAAUUACGUGGCCAGCAUGUCCACCCCCAGGAGCACCGUCGGGGUCGCAGCCCUCAACAGCAAGCUGUACGCAGUUGGUGGCCGAGACGGGAGCUCCUGCCUGAAGUCCAUGGAGUGUUUUGAUCCCCACACAAACAAGUGGAGUUUGUGUGCCUCCAUGUCCAAGAGGAGAGGUGGUGUUGGUGUGGCCACCUACAACGGGUUUUUGUACGCCGUGGGAGGCCACGAUGCUCCUGCUUCCAACCACUGCUCCCGCCUGUCCGACUGCGUAGAGAGGUAUGACCCCAAAACAGACGCCUGGACCACGGUGGCCCCUCUGAGCGUGCCCCGGGACGCGGUGGGGAUCUGUCCCCUGGGGGACAGGCUCUACGCCGUGGGGGGCUACGACGGCCACUCCUACCUGGACACCGUGGAGUCCUACGAUGCUCAGAACAACGAGUGGACAGAGGAAGUUCCUGUCAACAUUGGCAGGGCUGGAGCAUGUGUUGUUGUUGUGAAGUUGCCCUGAGGACUGUAAAUUAUUGUGAAACUGAACUGAGUGGAGUCUCAGAAGUCAAGAAGCAUUUCCAGGACAGUGCAGACUGCACACAGCUCAGCAGCCCUCCCUUACAGACAAUAUUUAUCCCUGAGCCAUCACACCAUUUCAGCACAGAAGAUUCUUCCUGCAUCACAAAAAUCAGAAAACUUUGCGGAAGUGAAUCUCUUUGUUAUGCCUAAUAUGUAAAAUCCAGUAAAAUUAUUUAAAUGUUUGAAUGGUUGUUACAAAAUUGUAUCUGUUAUUUAUAAAUUGCAGCAGUGAGAGAUGUGUAUAAGAUUUUCAAAACUCUUUUUCCUUUCUAUGUUGUCAGGAAUGCUAAAGUUUAUAAAAAAAGCUUUUAUAUUUUAAGUACAUGAAAAUUACUAUAAAACACCUCCAACAGGGAACUGAACAAAAAGAAAUAUUUACUCCUAAAUAUUACUCUCAACAGAAUAUUCUCUGCAGAAACAACUUAAUUUUUAUAUUCAGAAGUUAAACUCCUAAAUUAACUUUAAAAUCAAAUCAGAGAAGCAGAUAAUUUGUUUGUUCUUUACCAUCCAGCACUGUUAGAACUGUGACAGAAUAUCCAUUUUUAGCAGUGUAUUGAAUUGAAUAGUAGGGUUAAAGUACCUUUAUCCUGUUGUGUGCCAGCAGAAAGAAAUCUCUCUUGUCAAAACAUACUGCAAAUAUAAUUUGCAAUAAUUUUCAGUGCAUAGAUUGGUGAUAUUUUAAUGCUGCUCUGUGUGUCAGGUUACUCAUGGAUUUCUUUUUGCCCACUAACCAACUGUCAGUAUGUGUUAAACUAAUCUGACUAUUCUUGGGAUAAUAACCAUGCAUUAAAUUUUAAAACAAUCACAUGAUUACAUUCCUUGAAUAUAACUUACAAAAAUGAAAUUUUUAUAUCAUAUUGAUAUGACAAUCUUUGACCUCAGCUGAAGAUUACCAGCUUUCUCUCAUGUACAGUAGAACUAUGGUAAGGAAUAAACCACUCCCACUGUGUAACUUCAGAUACCUUUUAUGUAAACCUGUUUAUGUUCUAUCUGGAAUUAGUGGAAUGAUAAGAAUCAAGAACAAACAGGAAAAGGAUCACCUGAGAACAGCACAUAGUAUUCCACAUGCAUGAUAUUUUCUUUUUGCGUGCCAAUUUCUACUGUUUUGCUUUAAUUUCAUUUUUUAUAAUUUCAAAUGCUGAAAGUGUAUUCUAGAAAAUGAAUGUAUGUAAGAUAUUCUAUGCUGUAAAGCACAAUAUUUGGUCAGUAUCCACCUCAGUGUUUGUUAUGUUGUUGUUUUGUCAGUAUAAAAAAAUUCAGGACAGAGACCUGAAAGUUGGCCUACACAUUCAGAGAUCUCUGAAUGUGUAGGGCAACUUUCCUGUUAGAAUACUGUGGUUUCAGAUUUUAGCAAUAUGCUAUUUUAAAAUAAAUUUAUAGUAUUAAAACUAUUGAAUGCCUCUAAAGAAAAAAAAUCUCAUAAGCAUAUUUAUAAAAAGAAGAACAUUUUUAACUUUAAAAAUCAAUUAUGUUUAUAUAUAGCAUGCUACAUUUAAAUAAACUUUACUUUCUCUGCUAAGAAAA